AUGGCUGGACCGCUCCGCUCACACUCGCGCAGUAACACAGCACAAACUUCCCCCAAAUCCACCCCGAACCCUAGGUUUAGCCUGCGCCGCCGCCCCUCCGAUUUAUCCGCAGGCGUCGCCUCCGCCGCCCCCUCUGAUGGAUCCAGGCACGCUGCGCCGCAGGGUCCCCUCCCUGGAUCAGCAGAAGGAGGUCUUCGAGGUCUCCACCAAGCCUCCAUCCGCCGCCGUGUCCACCGGGCAUUCCGAGCUGCGCAGCCUUCUCAUCCACUCAGUGGUGUUCGCGGUGGUAAUCCCUUCUUUGAUCUCCUACUCCGGCGGCGAGCAGGUGCGAGCCAGCUGGACAUUGUCCCUGUUUGUUAUCCUAUACCUGUUUGGCUGCUCCGUCUCCUACUCCACCUCGUCUACGCCCUUAGCCAAGAUGUUUUUGCACUCUCCUAUGUCGGCCUGCUAGCGUUUGUUGUGCACACUUUGUUCAGUAGUGUGCUGGGCGUGGUGUUCAUCUAUUCAGACUCCAUCCUAGCUGCUGGCCUCUUUGGCAGCGUUCUUGCCCAGCACAGGGAGGUCAAUGGAAGAGAGACUGCAGCCGCCGUUGCUUUCUCGAAGGCCCCCUUUACCCGCAUAUACUAUAGGCAGGAUGGGAUCUACCCCUUCUUAGCUUUUUUUGCCUUGUUUGGUGCUAUAUGCUGGGUCAUGCGUCCAGAAGGUCACUACGAUGCCCUCACCACUGUGAUGAACCUAUUCGCAGCCAUUGCAUGCCUAGAAUUCAUUCUGACUGUAUGUGUCCUAGGCUGGUUAAAUGGAGCUGUCUUUGGUAUGGAUAGCGCUCCUCCUGUAGUCUUUAUCUUUGCCGCCAUAGGCAUGCAAUUCCCUAUCUCGUAUCUUCUCGGCGGCAAGCUUGUCGCGGCCAUCAUCUUGUGGCUGUGUGUUCUUGCGUCAACCGCGUUUCUUGGAUACUACCUCAGGGUUCAUGCCACCUACGAGCAGAUGAUGUUCACUAGGGAUGCUAUGAAAAUCAGGAAUGCCAGGACAAUCAGGAACUCUGCAGGAGUUGUGCCUACCAAAUCGAACACUCCAACUCCAGCUACAGCUUCAUUCACCAAGGAGACGAACACCGAUGCCUCUGCAGCAGCUGUGUCUCCUUGACGAUCAAAGCUACGGCUUCAUGCACCGAGGAGAUGAAACGCUGAUGCCUCUGCAGCAGCCGCGUCUCCAGACAAGCAGACGAUCAACCAGUUCGCUGCAUGAUUUACCACUGUUUGAUGGUUCUAUAUAUAUACUAAUAGCUGGCGGAUGCAAUUAUUCUAAGAGACUGCUAGUACUACAUGGUGUCCCUAGCAUAUACAUAUUAUUAUUGUAAUGAACUGGUGGAAUCGUUUGUAGAUAGAGCUAGUAUGUGGAAGUACUAAUGCGAAGAGGUCCUUCUAGUCUAUUGCAACCAUAUGA
Messenger RNA from Lolium rigidum, 1443 nucleotides. RefSeq lists its product as uncharacterized. The record is from RefSeq and is a predicted model, not a curated record. The coding region runs from base 1 to 1143 and encodes 380 amino acids. Lineage: Eukaryota; Viridiplantae; Streptophyta; Magnoliopsida; Poales; Poaceae. The transcript has 3 exons.